Messenger RNA from Cydia strobilella, 2003 nucleotides. RefSeq lists its product as uncharacterized. The record is from RefSeq and is a predicted model, not a curated record. The transcript has 4 exons. The coding region runs from base 7 to 1677 and encodes 556 amino acids. Lineage: Eukaryota; Metazoa; Arthropoda; Insecta; Lepidoptera; Tortricidae.
UAGACAAUGAGGGCACUUCGCAUAGCCUUCUUACUGAUCACUGUUAAUGUGGUCGCCCAUGAAGCAAAUAAAACUUUACCAGCAUUACCGGAACCUAAAAACUUCAAAUUUGAAGACCAACCUUCACAAUCCUACGGUCUCGUAAGAUUUGAAGGCCAAGACCAAGAGUUUGAUGGCAGUCAGAAUACAAUCGAUGAGCAAAGGAUUAAAUUUGAAACUGAUAACCAAGACAAUAGGUUUCAACAAUAUGAUAUCCAGAACAUUGAGGGUCAGCAAUAUGAUAACCAGAACAUUGAGGGACAGAAGAUUAAAUUUGAAGAUAAAAGAAAUCAAAGACCUAAUCAACAAAAGAAGAAACGUAGAAGAAGACCAAAGAGGUUGCCAAAUGGAGCUCAAGGUUUUAGAUAUCCGGCCCAGCAGUAUCCUGGAUCACCUGUUUAUUCUGGAGUGCCUAUAUAUCCUGGUCCCCCUGUAUUUGGUCCUUUACCAAUUUAUCCGGGACAGAGACCUUAUCAACCUUAUACACUUUAUAAGCCUCGUCCUUCUGCCACGUCAGCGGCCCUCUCAGCCGUGACAGAAGCCCUAACUUCCUUAGCACUGUAUGAUGAUGCUCAGUGCGUACCCAGACUGCUCUGUGAGGCGGCCGGAGGUGGAACUAUCCCUGGAUCUGGGAUACUGCAGUCUGUUGCUGGGUUACAACCAUUGCUUACCUUACUCUCGGCCUACAACGGCAUCAGCUCCUCCCCUCUCUUCGUGUUCGGCCGAGCCGUCUUUUUGGGCAUGACUUCCAAGGCUAAUCCUGGGACCUGUCGCUACGCCUACCCUCAAUGCCCCAACGAUCCUGAGCAGCUAGUACACUAUUUGAACAACCAUAACGGAGGCUUCUUCAGGUUCUUUGCAGCCCCACAACUGAACGAACAGCAGGGGCUAGAGCAGUUCUACAACCAGCUAUCAGGGCAGAAUUAUGGGUUGUAUCAUCCACAACAACCGUCACAACCUAACCAGUACCAAGACCAGAAUUCGCAGCAAGGAUACGGUCUGCAGCAGCAGAAUCAGUAUAUAUACGACCAACAGUUCGGUCAAUAUCAUCAUCAAUAUGUGAAUCAGCAACAUCAGAAUCCUAAUCUCCAAGAUUAUGGUCUCCAUCAACAAUUUCAUCAGAAUUAUCAAAGACCAAAUCCAUAUGGCAAUGGAUAUGGAUUAAAUAGCCAGAAUUCUCCUUACCAAAAAAAUCUUAAUCAAAGCAGUAUUGAAAACAGGAUUCAAAAGAGAAUACAAAAUGUACGAAAUACGGUAUUUGUCAACGUCAGUUCUAAACCAAAAUGGUCUUUUCCAGAAUCUGCAUCAAACAGGGAUGUUUACAGUAACGUAAGGCUAGGUAAAGUUAUAAAUUUUCCUCAAAAUGUGAACUCUAUCAUCGCAGGUAAAGAUUUCGUUUUCCCUGGCAUUCAAAGUAAUAGAGAAUAUCUGAUUGAUAGUAUUGAGGCAUUUGAGAAUAAUUUUGAACAAAAGGGGGUUGAUGGUUUUAAGUUUUUUAAUCAGAACAAUGAUGGAACAUUUAAAGAUGGUAGGGAUGAUAUCAAUAAUGAUGACGUUAGAGUUUUGUAUGUAGUCAGAGGUAACGGAGAUCCGAAUCAUCCGGAAAUUGUGCGGCUGUCUCCCGGUCAAGCUUUGUAAUAUGUUUUUCAUAAAACAACAAGGGGCCUAGUUUUCCUGUCCUGUUUGAAAUGCCAGGCAAAAUAAAGGAAUGAAAAUGAUUAUAACAGUGCAAGUUUAGAAUCAUAGAAACAUUUGUGCCAUUUUCAACCAAAAGGGUACUUAUUGUCGCUUGUCAGUAAGGCGCUAUUUCCAUAUAGCUUCAAUUAGCAAUCAACCUUAUCAACAAGCGACAAUGUGGUACCUUUUGGUUGAAAACGUCACAUUUAUUCCAUGUAAAGGUGUUACAAUGUAAUCGAUUAAGUCUGGUUUUAAUGAAAAAUGAAAAAAAAAUAAUGACUGUUUAA